AUGUCGACCUCUAUCGCAAAGGCUGGUCGGCUCAAGCCUGAGGUCCGGCUAGGCCAGGCCAUUUCAGAGUUCCAGGGGGAUCUCUCGUCACUACAAAAGGCCACUUUUCGCACCCACCAAGCAAGCGCCACGCCUCCAGGGAUUCGUGAUGUGAUGCAACUUACGGCCGAGAUCAACAGAGCAAGCGGGCCUCAGGGACGAUGUUUUGGACCACGUCUAACGAAUAUUCUGCAAACCGUGCAGCAAUUUGCCGCCUUGGGAGAUGUCGUGGUUGGUGGGACCCAGAACCUGCUUGCCUGCGGUGUAUGGUCUCUAGUCAGAAUGACUUUCUUAGUAUGA
This is a messenger RNA of Aspergillus puulaauensis, 339 nucleotides long. RefSeq lists its product as uncharacterized. The transcript has a single exon. The coding region runs from base 1 to 339 and encodes 112 amino acids. The record is from RefSeq and is a predicted model, not a curated record. Lineage: Eukaryota; Fungi; Ascomycota; Eurotiomycetes; Eurotiales; Aspergillaceae.